Anopheles merus is the source of this 570-nucleotide messenger RNA. RefSeq lists its product as uncharacterized. NCBI's taxonomy places the organism in Eukaryota, Metazoa, Arthropoda, Insecta, Diptera, Culicidae. The transcript is spliced from 2 exons. The record is from RefSeq and is a predicted model, not a curated record. Bases 19 to 546 code for a protein of 175 amino acids.
AGCACGCUCUGUUCUGCAAUGAGAUCCUUAUGGAUGGCAAUAGCUUUGCAACUUUGCAGCACAAGCGUGGUUUGUAUUAAAGUUACGUACGAGAGCUUUGAGCAAACCAACGGUGAGCAUAUAAUGCUGUGCAAUCUCAGGGUACGAAAAUUUAACCGAACGGCGACAGUCUUGAAUGGUACGAUACAUCUGUUCCGGGAAGCUCGCAAUGAUGUGCAGUAUAAGGUGGAUAUGUUCUAUAGCCGGCUGGGCAAUCAACAGUACAACCAUCUGCCGAUGAAGCUACCGUCCUCUGGUGUGUGUGAUUUUAUAAAUAAUCUGUACACAGUGUUUGAGGAAUUUACUGAAAUGUUCACGAAUUUCCCCAACAAAGGCGAGUGUCCGAUCAGUGUUAGGGAUAUGCACUUGUUGGAUCAGGAGUUCCCGUCUAACGUUUGGCCCAAGUCAAUGCACAGACCGGGCCUAUGGAGGCUAGAUGUAAGUGGGAAGCUAAACAACAAGCCGCAGGUUGAGUUUAACAUUGGUCUGAAGGUGACGAAUGAUUGAGAGUACGAUAGAGCAGGCAGUGCA